AUGCCCACCAAUCGCACGUCCACCUCAGUGCCACCUCCGUCUCCGAUACCCACCGCCACCGGUUCUCGCUCCGCAGCCAACGAGACCUUCAUUGAAUACCUCGAAAGCUCGCUGCAACCUCCGCACCUGGCGUUUCCGCCGAGCACACGUCAUCCGGUUCCGGUGGAAAUCGAUGUCCGAUCGCUCGCGUCGAGAGGCCGCGAGUCCGUCGAUCGGCUACUGAGGUCGGCCAGGGAGUACGGUGCAUGUCGGAUCAGCGGUCACGGGAUACUUGGCGAGGAGUUACGGUCGUUCGUGGAGGCGGCCGACGUUGUGUUCCGAAAUUCGGAUUUCGUGGCGCGUACGGGUAAUCGGGAGGAGAUCGUUUGGGCUCUUUCUCCGGAAUCGGAGGGAAAAUUUAUCAAUCGCAAUUUCAGGUGGGCUGAUAACUUUUGA
Messenger RNA from Carya illinoinensis, 435 nucleotides. RefSeq lists its product as uncharacterized. The transcript has a single exon. The record is from RefSeq and is a predicted model, not a curated record. Bases 1 to 435 code for a protein of 144 amino acids. NCBI's taxonomy places the organism in Eukaryota, Viridiplantae, Streptophyta, Magnoliopsida, Fagales, Juglandaceae.